Molecule: messenger RNA, 1544 nt
Organism: Schistocerca piceifrons (Central American locust)
Lineage: Eukaryota; Metazoa; Arthropoda; Insecta; Orthoptera; Acrididae
Product: zinc finger protein 813-like
Exons: 7
Coding region: 216-1253 (345 amino acids)
Biological process (GO): regulation of transcription by RNA polymerase II
Cellular component (GO): nucleus
Molecular function (GO): RNA polymerase II cis-regulatory region sequence-specific DNA binding; DNA-binding transcription activator activity, RNA polymerase II-specific
Source: RefSeq, a predicted model, not a curated record
GUUUGUAAACAUUAGUGUCAGAAUGCCUUCAGGCCACAUGUAAAAAUGGUAAUCAUCGUAUUAAUAUUAGGAACUUCGCAGAAAUCAGGUUAACUGCCCUACUACGUGUGUAACAGAAGACUGCACAGGGAGAACAUCGAAGUUCUGUAUGUGGUGUGACUGUCGUCAAACAUGAGUCAGUGGAGGCUGUCCCACUCACAUUUCCGAAGCAAGAGAUGGAGCUUCUAUCUGUUAAGGAAGAACCUUUGGAUUGGGAGGUGCCUGAUGGCCAUGUUAGCACACAGGAGCCACUAAAUGUCGUUAAAGAGGCAUGUUCACCUUCAGAUGAUUGUCUCGGGCCUAGAACACUCAAUACUAGAAAGACAGAGGAUGACAAAGAUGAGGAGGCAAUGAGUGAGGAUGAUUUUGUGGUGGUCAAGCAUGAAGUGGAAUCAGUAGGUAGUGACAGCGAACAAGAAAGUGCUCUCCCUGUUGGCAUGGAGAACAUCAAGCAUAAUGAUGACAGCAGCAGUUUGGUUUCCAACGUUUCUCUGGGUGCAGGAACAGGCAACAGGAUACAAUGCACCACCAAGGAGGAUACACCCUUUGGGAAUAAGAGUGAUACAGUGCAUGUGGGCCACAGACGUGGCAUCUGCAAAAAGACAUUCGCACAGUUGCAGGAAAUGAAGAAGCACGCUCACUUGGAGAGGCGUGAGCUUCUGCAUCUGUGUGGUGUUUGUCACAAAACAUUCACAAUGGGUAGCAGUUUGAAGAGGCACUUCCUCUUACACACUGGUGAACGCCCUUACGUCUGUGGGAUUUGCAGCAAGACAUUUACACAAAGUUAUCAUCUGAAACUGCAUUCGAGGCUACACUCUGGUGAACGUCCCUACGUCUGUAGUGUUUGCAGCAAGUCAUUCAUACAAAAUAGUGACAUGAAGCGGCAUUUGCUGUUGCACACUGACAUACACCCAUACAAGUGUGAUGUUUGUCACAAGUCAUUCAUACAAAAUAGUGAACUGACACAGCAUUUGCUGUUGCACACUGAUGAACACCCAUACAGAUGUGUCGUUUGCAAGAAGACAUUCGACCAAAAUACUGAACUGAAGGAGCAUUUGCGGGUACACAUUGAUGAAUGUACAUACAGUUGUGGCAUAUGUAACAAGACAUUCAUGCGAAAUAGUCAGCUGAAGAGGCAUUCACAGUUGCACACUAACAAAACUGCUAAAUCUGUGAAACGUGUCAUAAGAGAUUCAAGAGCAUCAGCAAGUUGAAGGAACACUCACAGCUGCUGCACACUGGUGGAAACCACAAAGUUGCAACAUUUGUCAAUAGGAUUUCUGUUAUUGCAGCAACCUGAGAAUAGUUUCUCUCAUGAGUUAAUGCCCAUCUUAUGUAUUUUCAUAAAGAUUCGCAAUGAGUUACAGACUGUAGAAGCAUUCAUUUUUGCUCACAUCUGCAGCUCAUGGUCUAGUGGCUAGUGUUGCUGCCUCUGAAUCAUGGAGUCGCAGGUUCAAUUCCCAGCCAGGUUGGGGAUUUUCUCUGCCCGGGGACUGAGUGUUUGU